AUGCUUCUGGAAGUGGAUUCAUCGGUGGACCAAGCUAUUUUAUUUGUUAACGAGGCAUCUUCGACACACAAGCUCCAUAUGUUUCUGAACCACAUGGUCUGGGACGUGACCAACGUACAAUGCUUUAAGAUGUCAGAGGCAGCACAAGAGAAUCUUGUCAAAGAGUUUAAAAGCUGCCUCACAAGUGUCUUGAUAACUAGUGAUGCCUUCUCUACAAGAAUCGACUUUCCCCAUGGAAACAUGGUCAUCAACUUCGAUCUCCCACAAGAUACCACCUCUUACUUGCAGAGGUUGUCUAGGGUUUCAAGGUUUGAGAAAAAGGGAGCAGCUUUUAACCUUGUCUUGCCGAAUUGCCUUGAUUAUAUGACUAAAUUGGAAAAGCACUUCGAACUUAAGCAUAAAGAGAUUCAACCAUGGAAUUGCAUUGAUUCUUACAAAUCCGCAUUCAAGGAAGCAAGAAUGGGCGAAGGCGAACUUUAUCAUAUCGUUUUGACUUUUACAUCCAAAACAGUUGCGAAUCAUCAACUUUGGAACUCAAAUUACCUCCAUAAAAUAUGA
Microthlaspi erraticum is the source of this 558-nucleotide messenger RNA. The record is from the annotation of a GenBank genome assembly. Lineage: Eukaryota; Viridiplantae; Streptophyta; Magnoliopsida; Brassicales; Brassicaceae.